Molecule: messenger RNA, 1140 nt
Organism: Prunus armeniaca (apricot)
Lineage: Eukaryota; Viridiplantae; Streptophyta; Magnoliopsida; Rosales; Rosaceae
Source: the annotation of a GenBank genome assembly
AUGUGUUCUCAGCACUGUUGGAGUGGUGCCCUAGACACGUGGUGGUUCCUCACCCAGCCACCACGCUCCUGCUAUGAUUAUCGCUUCAGCUCCCGGAGACUAGAGAGAGAGAGAGAGAAAGAGAGAGUGAAAGAGAGAGAAAGGGAGGGAGACAGACAGACAGACAGACAAAGAUCAGGCAUCCAAGCCAAGGGCAAGGAGAGGAAGAUCUUGCCAAGAGGGUGGAUGGACGCUGGAGAUGGUUGGCACGUGGCAGGCGGCGAGAGCCUUGCGCGAGAUAAGACGAUAAUCAACCGGAUAAUGCUCAAAUUCCGGCCGAUCGCUCCCAAACCAGCGGCCGUAGGGUCUUCUUCCGGUCCGAUUUCGCCGGACAAAAAGAGCCCGCAUUUGACCAGCAAGAGAGUGAAGAGGAAGUACAUUAGGGUUGGGAAGAUUCAUAAUAAUAGCGGCAGCGGCAGGAGAUUAAUUGACACUAGCUCUUCAGCGGAAGAAGAGACGCCGAAAGCCUCCUUGGACUCGGCCAUCGUCACUCUUCAGCUGAUGCCGGAAAAAACGGACUUUCAAGGUUUUCCAGGUACUGGAUCUUGGUGUAGGAUAGAUCCUACGGUUGCGAAAAUCCGGGACCUACCAACGUGGAUGAACCAGAACGACCCUAAGAUGAGCAGGUCCGUUGGGAACAAGUGUGUUUCGGCGGGGCCAGAUCGGACGGCGCUGGUGCCUCGGGUGAUGGCCUUGGAGUCGUGGGUGACGGUGGAAAGCGUGACAGACACGUGCAUGGACGUACGAGGGUUAGGUUGUACGGACGAAGAGAAAAUGAGGAUAUUGGAGAAGGACACGUGUCCGGGGUUUAUAUCAGACAGUUCAAACAGGGUGAAGUGGGUAAACGAGGCCUACAAGAGGAUGGUGGUGAGCCAGUGUGAGGAGCAGCAGGCGGAGGCGGCGGAGGUUAGAGUGUGGCUGGUGACGAAGGCGAAUCUACCGCCGUAUGCGUACCCGGGGUUCACGUGCAGGGUGAGGGUGCAGUACUACACGUGGCAGAAGGAGAAGUGCUCAAAAAUGGUACCGUGUGAUGUGUGGAGGAUGGAGUGUGGGUUGGCUUGGAGGCUGGACAUCAAGGCUGCGCUUAGUUUGGGACUUUAA